Molecule: messenger RNA, 1230 nt
Organism: Daphnia carinata
Lineage: Eukaryota; Metazoa; Arthropoda; Branchiopoda; Diplostraca; Daphniidae
Gene: Dhpr
Product: dihydropteridine reductase-like
Exons: 7
Coding region: 91-1014 (307 amino acids)
Biological process (GO): L-phenylalanine catabolic process; tetrahydrobiopterin biosynthetic process
Cellular component (GO): cytoplasm
Molecular function (GO): 6,7-dihydropteridine reductase activity; NADH binding; NADPH binding
Source: RefSeq, a predicted model, not a curated record
GGAGUGAAGGUGUAAAUCAUUGUCGUUAUUUUUCCUCGUAUUGGGGCUGGUUGUUAUUUAAAAGGUUUAAUAUUUGAUUACAUCAAGAACAUGUCCAGAAAAAGAGCCACGGCAACCUCCAAUGCCGUCAAAGAGCGCCAUUUCUCAACGACAGAACGCCGUCGGCUGCUUCUGCCUCAUAAUAAUAAACCUUGGUUGGUAAAGAAUUUAUUCUACCUCUUCCUUCUGAGUUUGUUAACAACGGUGGCAGUUGUGAAAUUCUUCACCUUCGUUCAACAACCAUCGUACAACACCAAAGCCAUGUCGUCAAGCGGAUCCAAAAUUUUGGUUUACGGAGGUCGAGGCGCCCUCGGAAGUGCCAUUAUUAAACAUUUUAAAGCAAAGAAUUAUUGGGUUGGAAGUAUUGAUCUGGCAAAUAAUGAAGAAGCAGAUGCCAAUAUUCUUGUGGCUCCUGAAUCCACUUGGGUGGAACAGGAAAAGGCUGUACUCGAGGAUGUUGCCAAAGUGCUUGACGGGCAGCCUCUUGAUGCUGUUGUGUGUGUGGCCGGUGGUUGGGCUGGAGGAAAUGCUGCUCAUGCAGAUUUUGUCAAGAAUUCUGAGCUUAUGUGGAAGCAGAGUGUGUGGUCCUCUGUCCUUGCCUCAGCUAUUGCUGCAAAGCACUUGAAGGAAGGUGGUUUGCUUACACUAACUGGAGCCAAGCCAGCUUUGGAAGGCACACCGGGAAUGAUUGGGUAUGGAAUGGCCAAAGCAGCUGUGCAUCAACUAUGCAAAUCAUUGGCUUCAGAGGAUGGAGGACUUCCUAAAGAUUCCUCUGUAGUGACUAUUCUACCAGUUACCCUAGAUACUCCAAUGAACCGUAAAUGGAUGCCUAAAGCCGACCACUCCACUUGGACUCCUCUUGAAUACGUUUCUGAGUUAAUGGAGAAAUGGGCAAAUAAAGAAGAUCGGCCUGCUAGUGGCAGCCUAGUUCAACUCCUUACCGAGGCGGGCAUAACCAAAUUGGUUCUAGCUUAAUUCCGUUGGAACAAAUAAUUGUUGAAGGCAGCUAGCAUCAUAAUCAUUCUAAUAAUCUUGCCAAAAAGGUAUUACCCAGCAAAUGACCAUAUUGUGAUGCUUUGUGCGUAGUUUCGAUUUAUCUGGUGUUUCAUGGGGCUUUUUGAUAACUCUAUUCAAUGUUGAAAUAUCUAUACCUUUCCAUGUUUGCUAUGAAUUAAAAAUCACUUGAAUGGA